UUUAUGACGUCAUCAUAUGAACUUCACUGUGUUUGAUGGGAAUCAUCUUGUCGAUUUUAUUCCGUCAGUCGUCUUUCCUCAUCAUGGACUUGUAAGGUGGUCUGUGCCGUACCUUGAACGGUGACUGUGACUGCUUUAUUUGCACCGGCCGAGGACCUGCUGGGGAGAGCCAAGCUGCUUUUCAAGCCUCAGGGACAGAAGAAUACUGAGUUGUGAUCACCUGGUUUGAUGCAAAUUUCAACAGACUUUUCUCUUUGAUGGAGGUGUAGACAUAGAAGCCUUAGGCCGCCAGUCUUUCGACUCUUUGUUCUAGCUGUUUAAGUUGUUAUCAGUAAGGAGCAAGUUCCACUUGAAGAUAGCACGAUGCCUUUCUUCGGAAACCGUAACAAAAGCCCGCAAGAGCUGGUACGCUCUCUGAAGGAAAAUUUGCUUCUUCUGCCUAACCUGAAAGAAAAGGAGUACAAAAAGGUCAAUGAGGAUGUGUCCAAGACGCUGCAGACAAUAAAGACGCUGCUGUAUGGGACUGUGGACCAGGAGCCUGCUACUGAGCAGGUUGCCAUGUUGUCCACGGAGAUGUACCAGAAUGGUACGCUGCUCGUCCUCGUCCAGAACCUGGCCCGCAUUGACUUUGAGGGUCGCAAAGACGUUGUUGCCAUCUUCAACAACCUGUUGCGGCGCCAGAUUGGCACUCGAACCCCUACAGAGGAGUAUGUGUGUCAAAACCCGAAAGUUCUCAUUGAGCUUGUGAAAGGUUAUGAAAAUCAAGAAAUCGCUUUGAACUGCGGUAUGAUGCUGCGUGAAUGUUGUCGGUUCGAGUCCUUGGCCAAAAUCUUGCUGAACGCCCCGGAAUUUUACAAGUUCUUUGAAUAUGUGGAAGUGUCCACCUUUGACAUUGCUUCAGAUGCAUUCUCUACCUUCAAGGAACUGUUGACGAGGCAUAAAAUGCUUUGUGCUGAAUUCCUAGAUCAAAAUUAUGACGAAGUAUUCACACAUUACCAGCUGCUUCUUAACUCUGAAAACUAUGUGACCCGUAGACAAGCACUCAAGCUGUUGGGUGAACUCCUCCUGGACCGCCACAACUUCAGCACGAUGAACCAGUACAUCAGCAACCCUGACAAUCUGAAGCUCAUGAUGAACAUGCUGAGGGAGAAGUCCAGGAACAUCCAGUUCGAGGCCUUCCAUGUUUUCAAGAUCUUUGUGGCCAACCCCAACAAGCCGCGGCCCAUCCUAGACAUCCUGCUGCGCAACAAGGACCGGCUGGUGGACUUCUUGACCCGGUUCCACACAGAGCGCUCGGAGGACGAGCAGUUCAACGAUGAGAAGAGCUACCUCAUAAAACAGAUUAAGGAACUACGGCUGCCCGCGGAGGCCGACUCUUAGCCGCCGCUUCAUUCCUCCUUCUCUACAUCCUUCUUCUUCUUCUCCGAGUUCCGUUAACAUUUAAUAUGCUUAAUAAUUUUUCCUCCUUUACGGCAACAACCACAACAACAACUUUGUUUUAUCUAGAAGAAUUUAUAAUAAUGAUGAUAGUGGAACAUAUAUGAUAUGUACCUGGAACUGGUUUUUAUUUGCGUUUGGGUUGUUUGUUUUUCAUGUGCCCCUUUAUAAAAAAUUUAAAAAAUGAAAAGUUUGAAUUGUGCAGAUGUACAGAUUCCUAUUAAAAAGUGAACAAUUUGAUAACAGACCUGUGAAUAGAGAAGUGUUCAUCUGCUCCAAAUCUCUGUCAGAUAAGUUGCUAGAUUGUAGUGAUCUGGUUGAUAAUUAUAAUCAAAGUGUUCCUCCUUCUUCUCUUUAGAAUAGUUGUUUUGAUUGUACCCAUCAUCACUCAGUGUUGUGUUAGUGGAGUGUGUCUACACUUCUAACUUUCCCUAGCUGAGUAGAAUUGUAAUGAGGAACUUGAGUUCUACACAUUUUGUGGCCUCUGAAAUUUGCCUUUUUGAUGAAAAACACAGGGUUAGUAGAAAGGAUUAUGUUUAAUGUCUCUUGAAAGACAGUUACAUAAUCUGUUGGCUACUAAAUAUGUCUCAAUGAGAAAUAAACACCCGUAGAGUGGGUAAAAAUGAUUUGAAUAUGCUCUCCAUGGUGUCUUUUUUCUUGGUAAAUGAAACAGAAAGAGAAAAGGAGAAAACAAAAGGCUCAGAAAGAAUCAUGGAAGUAUGAUUAUGUUAUAAUUAUUUUAGGACAAUUUGUUCUUUUGACAUAUCCAGGGACUGUUUGGGUAUAUAUUCACAUCUUUUUGCUGUUUCAGUCAGAUCCUAGGUAAACGAUAGGUUAAUAUGUUCGCACCCUAAAAUGGGUGGUUUAUGGUUUGAUGCACUGCUGUCGGAAUUGAAGCGAUUCUGAUUAAUUUUAAUGUGAGCCAGAAAGGCACGCUGUAGGUGUUUUUGAGCACUGCUGUGGGAUGGGAUGUGUACGUGCCAGUGUCGUUCGUGCAUUACGUCUCACCGAUGGUUCUAGCACUGGCUUUUGUUUUGAGGGAAAUCUCUUCAGCCCUCCCCAAUUUUUCCUCCCGACCAUCACCAUUGACACCACCUGCUAUCCCUUUUCGCUCCUUCUCUCUCUCUUGUCUUCAGUGCACUCGUACACACCACCCACACGUACAACUUAUCCUUUGAAUCUGAGAGCACCUCAGGACAAUGUUACUGCUGUUGCCCUGUUGUUGGUUCUGAAAGGCAUAUUUAUAAAGGAUAGAAUUUGUAUUUGAUCUAUUUAUUUAUUUAUAUUUAUAGUUUACUUUGUGUAAUGAUUUCAGCGCAUAUUUCAGGAAUAAAGGGUAGAAUUCACUACAUAUGUUCUUAUUUUCAGUGCUGCUUUAUGUAACAUCUGUGAAAUUUUCAAGUUAUUUUUUUAUAGGGUGGAGGGGGGAGGUGGUUCUAUCCUUUUGGCUGGCUUCAGGCUUUGUCAAUAAUUUGUAAGCAUUUUUACUACUUCUAUGGCUUACAACAUGUUUAUUUCUAGUGGAAAGGUAGGCAAGAUUUAGAUUGAUGUGCUUCACAGAGCUUUGUUAAUUUUUGUUUUGAUUUAGAGUAACGUUGUGAGCAUAGUCGAAAUAUGUUGGUGCUGAAAUGAUGGAUAGUGACAAAAAGGCAAAAUCUGUAUGUUCUUACAAUUGGUUUAUAUUAAGAUCAAAAAAUAUUUUGAGCGAGUAUGACACUUUGUGACAUCAAUUGAAUCACAAGGGGGAUUAAAAGGAAUGAAAUGACUAUUUAUAAAAUCAUCUAUAAAUUCAUAGCUUUCUCUGGUUUGUGUUCAGAUUUAGUUUAUUGUUUGGUUUUUUAUGUUUUGCUUGUGGUCUCUUUAACUUGCCUGUACCUUUCGUCAUUCUUUUGCCCAAAGCCCAAUUAGAAAAAAAAAGCAUUGUAUGUUCUUACGGUCUGUUGUUUUUGGGUUUUUUUUAAAGAUUGCUGUUUUAAUUUCACUGCAUUUCCUAGUUGAGAUCCUUGUAUCAAGGUAUACAUUUCACCAUAUCUGGAUGCAUUGCUUAAAUUCUUUGAAAUAUUGUUUUUAUUUUAGUUGGUUGUUAACCAUGUUUAGAAUUGCACCUUUGGUUUUGUUAAGAUUUCUGCAGGGUAAAACAUAAAAAUAGACUGAUGAAAACUGUGCCACGGAACAAAAUAAAAGCAAA
Aplysia californica (California sea hare) is the source of this 3625-nucleotide messenger RNA. RefSeq names its product protein Mo25. Lineage: Eukaryota; Metazoa; Mollusca; Gastropoda; Aplysiida; Aplysiidae. The record is from RefSeq and is a predicted model, not a curated record. The coding region runs from base 364 to 1380 and encodes 338 amino acids. Gene Ontology annotation, molecular function: protein serine/threonine kinase activator activity. The transcript is spliced from 8 exons. Gene Ontology annotation, biological process: intracellular signal transduction.